This is a messenger RNA of Salvelinus namaycush (lake trout), 1878 nucleotides long. RefSeq names its product solute carrier family 40 member 1. Bases 1 to 1878 code for a protein of 625 amino acids. Gene Ontology annotation, molecular function: iron ion transmembrane transporter activity. Lineage: Eukaryota; Metazoa; Chordata; Actinopteri; Salmoniformes; Salmonidae. Gene Ontology annotation, cellular component: membrane. Gene Ontology annotation, biological process: iron ion transmembrane transport. The record is from RefSeq and is a predicted model, not a curated record. The transcript has 10 exons.
AUGGGCUCAGGAAACUACUGGCUGGAGAUCUUCAACAGCUAUGUAGGAUCCCUGCCUCUACUCAUCAUGGUCUUCUUGGAGAUCAUCGCUGUGGUUAACAUCUAUGGGAUGAACAACUUAGCGAUGUCCCUGCGAGCAGACGCAGCCCAGUGUGGAGGGGUGGUGGUGGAGUUUGAGUCUGAUGACAUCAGGGAGGCUCGGGCCAGGAAGGCCAGGAGUAGAUCAGGGUCAGCCCUCAUCUACCUCAGGGGCCCUAAAUUCCUGAUCUACGUCAGUGGGGCACUGUCCAUGUGGGGUGACCGUAUGUGGCACUUUGCCAUUUCGGUGUUCCUGAUCGAGCUGUAUGGACGUAACCUGCUGCUGACCGCAAUAUUCGGCUUGGUGGUGGCGGGGUCAGUGCUGCUGCUAGGGGCGUUGAUUGGGGACUGGGUUGACCGCAACCCCAGGAACAAAGUGGCGCAUGCAUCGUUGUUGGUUCAGAACAUUUCAGUGACGGUGUGUAGCAUUGUGCUGAUGUUGGUCUUCUUAUAUAAACAGUGGAUUGAGAGCAUUUGGGAUGGCUGGUUAACUGUGGUUUGUUAUACGGUGGUGAUCGUCCUGGCAGAUGUGGCUAACCUAGCAAGCACAGCGCUGACCAUCGCCAUCCAGAGGGACUGGAUUGUGGUUAUCACUGGAUACAACCGGGGUCACCUCGCUGGGAUGAAUGCUACCAUGCGGCGCAUCGAUCAGGUGACCAACAUCCUGGCACCGCUGGCGGUGGGACAGGUCAUGACCCUGGCCUCCAACGUGAUCGGCUGCGGCUUCAUCCUGGGCUGGAACCUGGUGUCCCUCAUAGUGGAGUUUAUCUUCCUGUCCCGGGUCUACCGCAUUGUACCGGCGCUGUCCGUCAAACCACCCGCGCCCGAGGACGGCCAGGCCUCCCUGGAGAGACCAGCAGAGAGGACGGAGGGACUGGUGGAGAGGAGGGGGUCACAAGUAGAGCAAAGUGAGGUGGUGACAUCAGCCCCGGGCCUCAGUGAUGACGACAUGAGCCUGAACCUCAAGGAGAUCACCAACCUGCCUCUGUGUUUCGGACGCUUCCGCUGGCUGCUGAGCACCUGUAAGGAUGGCUGGAGGGCCUACUACCGCCAGGAUGUCUUCCUGGCUGGGAUGGGCCUGGCCUUCCUCUACACAACUGUCCUGGGCUUCGACUGCAUCACCACGGGCUACGCCUACACCCAGGGCAUCAGUGGCUCCCUGCUCAGUCUGCUGAUGGGGGUCUCGGCUAUAACAGGCCUCAUGGGCACUGUCAUGUUCACCAAGCUGAGGAAGGCCUACGGUUUAGUCAACACAGGCAUCAUCUCCAGCUGUCUCCAUCUUUGCUGUCUGCUGCUGUGUGUGUGUUCUGUGUUCGCCCCCGGCAGCCCCAUGGACCUCCGCCUGCUCAUGCCCUUCCUGGACAAGCACACCUACCCGAUGCGGGGUGGCAUUAAUCAGCCGCUGCUGCCCGACCGCUCGUCCAUCCACUGGACCAACAACACGGUGCUGUUUGAGAAUAUGCCAUCAGGCAUGGAGCCAGACUCCUACAUCUCUAUAAUCCUGCUGUUCUUGGGGGUCAUCACAGCACGCAUCGGUCUGUGGUCCUUUGACCUGACCGUGACCCAGCUGCUUCAGGAGAACAUCUGUGAGUCAGAACGUGGUGUGGUCAACGGGGUCCAGAGCUCCAUGAACUACCUGAUGGACCUCCUCCACUUCAUCAUGGUCAUCUCUGCUCCGCAGCCCCAGCACUUUGGCAUCCUGGUCAUCAUCUCUGUACUGUUCAUCACCACGGGACACACCAUGUACUUCCUAUACGCACGCAAAGCCAAGAGAAAACCUGCUGGACGCCUGGACACGUAG